Molecule: messenger RNA, 992 nt
Organism: Culex quinquefasciatus (southern house mosquito)
Lineage: Eukaryota; Metazoa; Arthropoda; Insecta; Diptera; Culicidae
Gene: Prosalpha7
Product: proteasome subunit alpha type-3
Exons: 4
Coding region: 138-899 (253 amino acids)
Biological process (GO): ubiquitin-dependent protein catabolic process
Cellular component (GO): nucleus; synapse; proteasome core complex, alpha-subunit complex
Source: RefSeq, a predicted model, not a curated record
AAUUGACGUUCCCGAAAAUUUGUGUUCUCUCAUCGUCGCUGAGUUUUGUGCUGUUUCAUCUUGCGGCUCGCGUAGAAUUUGGAGAUAUUUGAGGGAAGUCCUUGUGAAAUUGUAGGAUUUUGCAGUAAAACUACAGAAUGAGCUCCAUCGGAACUGGGUACGAUCUGUCCGCGUCACAGUUCUCGCCGGACGGCCGGGUGUUCCAGAUCGAGUACGCGGGCAAGUCGGUGGAGAACAGCGGCACGGUUAUUGGGCUGCGCGGCAAGGAUGGCGUCGUGCUCGCGGUGGAGAAGCUCAUCACCAGCAAGCUGUACGAGCCGGAGUCGGGAACGCGCAUCUUCACCAUCGAUACCUCGAUCGGAAUGGCCAUCAGCGGAAUGAUCGCCGAUGGGCGCGCCAUUGUUGACCUGGCCCGCCAGGAGGCGGCCAACUACCGGCAGCAGUACGACCGGCCGAUUCCGCUGCGCCAGCUGAACGAUCGCCUCUCGAGCUACUUCCACGCGUACACUCUGUACAGUGCGGUGCGUCCCUUCGGCGUGAGCGUCAUUCUGGCCUCCUGGACGGAGGAAACCGGCCCGGAGAUGUACAUGAUCGAUCCGUCCGGCGUUGCUUGCGGCUAUUAUGGUUGCGCCAUUGGCAAGGCCAAGCAGACGGCGAAAACGGAAAUUGAAAAGCUGAAGCUGUCGGAGAUGACGGUGAACGAGCUGAUUACCACGUCUGGAAAGAUCAUCUACCAGGUGCACGACGAGCUCAAGGACAAGGACUUCAAGCUGGAGCUGAGUUGGGUGUGUCAGGCCUCGGGCGGCAAGCACCAGAUCGUGCCGGAGGAGAUGUACACUGCAGCGACCCGGGCCGGCCAGGAAGCGGUCGACGAUGACGACAGUGAUAAUGAGAUUUAAGGCGUUUCUUUACUUCUAAUUUUGUGUUUCCCCUCGCGGGGGACGUUAAAUCAGUAAUUUCUUAUGGUAAAAUAUAAAUUCGGAAAAAAGGAA